CUUUCAUCAUUUCAUCUCGGACAAGGGACACGCGAAAAUUCCAAUCGCUACUAGUUCCCUCUCGAACUCGGCUUCCUGGUACAAUAGGUUUUCGUCCGGGUUGUGAUCGACUAUCUCUCGCGACUCCCUACAGUCUAAUUCCACCUACAACUUUGCACUCCUCUCUCACCGAAUUGACUUCCCCCGGUAUUUGACCCCAACAUCAACUUCACGCAACGACAGUUUUCUUCGUAUCACAGCACGCCACCAACCAUUGGUCACCAUUACAAGACUGUCGGGGAUUACAACCAGAAGGAGGUAGCAGUCAAAAUGGCAGAGACCCAGGACAAGUUUCCUCUUCAUACUGCAGCUCGGGAGGGCAAAGUAUCUAUCGCAGAAACCAUACUCAAGACGGAGCCCAAGCUCGCUGCACGAGAAGAUGAUGACGGCAGGCUUCCCAUACACUGGGCCGCGUCCUCCAACUGCAUCGACAUCGUCAUUCUGCUUACGCAGAGUCGCAGCUUUGACCCUGAUGUUCAAGAUGGCAGCGGCUGGACGCCGCUGAUGAUCUCUGCAAGCCUCAAAGAUGGCGACGAUCUCGUCAAUUUACUUCUCCAAAAGGGCGCCGAUGUCAACCUGAAGAACCAUAACGGACAGAGUGUUAUGCACUUUGUGGCGUCAAAAAACAACUUGGACGUCGCAAAGAAGCUUCUCAACCACGACCCGCCCGCGUCCACCAAGAUCCGCGACAAACGCAGUCAGUAUGCCAUACAUAGGGCUGCCGCCAUAGGCUCAGUUCCGAUGGUGGCACUUCUGAUCAAACACGGGAGUCCUCUCAAUGCCACCGACGCUUCUGGCUACACUGCCCUGCACCACGCUGUUGCUGAGGGCCACGGUGACACAGCAGUAGCUUUGCUAAAGGCUGGCGCCGUGAUCAACAAAAAGGACAAUGAUGGAUGUCUCCCUUUAGAUUUGGCCCCUGAUAAGGAGGUUCGCCGAUUCAUUGAACGCGCAGCCGAGGAGGACGGCAUAGAGCUAUGA
Molecule: messenger RNA, 1020 nt
Organism: Colletotrichum scovillei
Lineage: Eukaryota; Fungi; Ascomycota; Sordariomycetes; Glomerellales; Glomerellaceae
Exons: 8
Coding region: 310-1020 (236 amino acids)
Cellular component (GO): nucleus; cytoplasm
Molecular function (GO): protein binding
Source: RefSeq, a predicted model, not a curated record